AUGCCAUCGCUGUCAAUUGAAGCUCUUGUGGAGGAACGCGUGGCACAGCUUGAAGCAAUUUCACAGCGCAGAAAUGAACUCCUUCGUGAAAUGUACCGUAUGAUGCGGAAACGACAAAAUGCAGGUUCUAUAUCCAUCUUCGACGAUGAAGACGAAGAUGGACUACAGGAUUGUUCGUGGCGUCGUUCGCUAAUUUUCUUCCCUAACGUGCUCAUCCCCGCCAGUCCCGAUUCGGGCAUGGUAUCAAACAUUCCACAGAGCGAGCUGUGUGCCACUUCGUUAUCUCCAACUUCCGAUGAAUUUAAAUUAAUAGACCUACCGGACGUCAUCGAUGUAGAUUCCCCCAUGUCAGAACCUCCUGCUUCACCUCGCUCCGCCUCAUCCGUACUACUUCAAAUUCCAGAAUCCGAUGACCCCUUGGCCGCAUCGAUACCCGAAGGGUCACCUCCCCGGGCUACUUCCAUAUCGCGCAAGCGCCCGAGGCUAGACGACGAGCCAGAUGAACUGAACCUCGUAGGCCUUUCGCAUCAUCGCAGUCGAUCACUGACUCACCGUACGUCUCGCUCGAAGUCUCGUACAUUCUCGCCGCAUUCCCCUGAACCUGUCAACCUCACCCUCGACGAGGUAAGUGAAGUCCAAGAAGCACUCGUCGACCUGGAGGAAAGCAUAGACGUGCCCAUGGAAGAAGAUAGAGAACUCUCGCCCGAUCUCGUCCUUCCAUCGUCUUCGCCCGUCACCGAAAAGCAGAAAAUCAUUCCCCGCACGAUCGUCCAUACCACUGUGGAUGUUGCAUCUAUCCAACCUUCCCUCCUCAUUCCGACCCCCACGUCUCCAGUGGCUGAUCCGGCAUUCAGUUUCGAUGAGGCCGAGAGCGAGUCGCCUGAGGAGCCAUCACCUGCCUCGACACCUGUAGAGGUGCAACGGAACCAUCCUCCUCCUCCUCAUCAUCAUUUCAACCCUGCCUACAGUCUACCACCGAUCAAAUCGUUGCCUUCUGAAUAUCUCCGUAAGGGCAAGUCUGCCAAACAGAAAAGGCGAGAUAAGGAACGCGACAAAGCAGACGGAAAAAUCAAGGAUGAAUGGACACCGAUGGGCCUGACCAAGUGGGGUGCGACCGUACGUGCAAACCCUGUCUGGAAGAAGGUCUCUCGUGCCACUAAGUGCUUGAGCACGCGUGACUGGGGUGUCGCCAUUUCCGAGCUAAGGCUUACUCGCGCCCUUGAACGCGUCGAAAGCCUCGAAAAUGUCGCGAAGUGGAGUUAUAGGCAGCCCAAAAGACAAAAGAACCUCGGGGGUCUGACCAAGACCCACUGGGACUAUCUUAUGGACGAAAUGAAAUGGAUGCGCGUUGAUUUUCGCGAGGAGCGACGCUGGAAAUAUGUUGUUGCGUUCAACUUGUCGAGUGCUGUGCUCGAGUGGCAUGAGGCUAGGAGUCGCGAGGAGAGGCUUAGGCUUGGCAUAUGUGUUCUGUGGAAGCGACCGCGGUCUUCUGAAGACGCCCCUAUAGAAGACGUAGACAUGGACUCGCGACCCGCGGAGCACAAUGGGUAUACCCCUAUGGCAGACGAGUCCGAUGGCGAUGAAGAGGAAGGAGAGGCAGAGCAAAGAGAUAUCGUAGACGCUCUAGAGUCCCGCAAUGCCUUGGAGGAAGCGCUAGACGGCACAGGAUCUAACGAGUCCACCGACAGUAGUCAGCACCAGACCCCAGGCCCCGAUCAUGUCAAGCCCAAAGUCGAAGAUGUUGAUGAUUCGUCAGCCCUGCAGGACUCGAAUGCGAUGAACGUGGACACGCAGCAGGACGACCAGGCCAAGGUCGAGAGCGAUGAUCAGACUGGUCUCAAGGCGCAUUCAACAGACCCCAACCUUGCCUCACAGCAAAAUACGCAGUCUGAUGCUGCUCCUGCGGGAUCGUCGUCCAAAACGCCGAAGGCAACUUUGUACGCACCGCUUAGGGAGCAGAUCGCAUACUCGGACGAGCGAAAGCUUUUCCUUGACGAUGAUGACCUCAACUUGGUCAUAGCACUUUCUGAUCUGACUACAGACGACCCUGGCAUUCAGCCAUCGCUGCCCAUCCCUGAUCUCUCGGACAUUUUCCCCGACCUUCAACCGCUCGGCGUGCCAGAUAUUGCUUCUGGCUCGAACGAGGGGAAGAAGAAAGAUAGGAAGUCUGGGGAGGAUAACAGGCGUGUCGAGGACUCUGGGUUCACGAAGAUGGCACCGUUGGGUCGCUUCAUGCACAACAAGCCGACGCUUCUUGGACCUCUGCAACCUGCUAGGCGGUGGCAGAACGGGGAGUGGAUGUUUGCUGAAGAAGCCGCAGUGGCUGUGGAUUUCGAUGGCGCAAUUGGGAAGAUAGUGGAUGAUACUGCCUCAGAUCUUUUUGAGGGCAGCAGACCAUCCGCAGUUAACUCCCUUGGACUGCCACCGAAAGACGGCAAGAAGCGCUCAGACCAUAUUUGGAGCUCAGAUGAAGACACCCUUCUCAAAACCUUCGCGGAUAGAUAUCCCAAUAACUGGCUCCUGGUCGCGGACUCGUUCAACUCUUCGCGCGUGACUAUUUCCACCGAUAAACGAACUCCUUGGGAAUGCUUCGAGCGUUGGAGCAGCUGCUUCGGCAGCGGACAUAGAUUCCAUCCUGAUGAGCGCACACCACCACCAGCAUCAACCUCAGCUCAAGGACAGAUGACCACGAGAGGCGUCAAGCGGUUAGCUAAUAUGUCAGUUACACAGAACCAAAGUCCUGGAGCCGGCCUAUCGUCCGACACCAAAAAAAGGCGGAGACAUACAUUCAUGUAUGAGACGAUGCGGAAAGCCGCGAAGAAGCGCGAAGCAGCACAAAAAGCUUCCAUCAAUCAGCGAAAGGCAUCCAACAUUCAUGAUACACACGGGCAGUAUCAAAAGAUGCCAAAGCUUACACCAGCUGAACUUAGUCGCAUGAAGUAUGAUAAGGAAUCGAGGGAGCAGCAAGAAUUACUCAUUGCGCGACGUCGGCAUGAGGAACUUGCCCGUCAGGCAAUGAUGCAGCGCGACCCACGGCUGCAAGCGGCCGCGGCUGCAGCUGGUCAACCUCAGCAGGCAGCGGUAGCAGCAGCAGCCCAGCAACAACAACCGCAACAGCAACAGCAGCCAAAUGCCACGCCGAGAACAACAGCCCCGCCCGCACAAGUUGUCCCGCAAAUGCGGAAUCAACCCGUGCCGCAGGUCAAUAUCUCUCAGCAGCAGCGAAUGCCAACACCAAUGGCAUCGACAGCUGGUGCAGGGGCUCGUAUGUCUCCUCAGCAUUUAUUGCAAGCUCAAGCUCUGCCAGUACAAGGUAGCCCCGUUCCCACUAUCAACGGCCUUCCUGCUGGUGCCCAUCUACCACCUCCAUAUCAGUCACGCGCUGCAACAUCAUCGCCUGGCGUAGCACCGCAAGCAAGUCCUCCACGUAACAUAGGCACGCCAUCCAACGCUGCUUCUCCCCGACCACCCUCCGCACAACCACAGCUACCCAUGCAGCCUCCUCAGAUGGCUGUAAAUCCCCCCCCACGGCCAGCUCAUUACUUCCCUGUUGUUCCUACGCAUCCCGGUGGUCAUUUCACACAGGAACAAAUGGACCAGGCCCUUCGGCUGAUGCAGCAUCGGACUACUAUGGCUCAGGCACAACAGAAUAGUCAAUAUCCCUCGCAGCCCUGA
Messenger RNA from Suillus paluster, 3675 nucleotides. RefSeq lists its product as uncharacterized. Bases 1 to 3675 code for a protein of 1224 amino acids. The transcript is spliced from 12 exons. The record is from RefSeq and is a predicted model, not a curated record. Lineage: Eukaryota; Fungi; Basidiomycota; Agaricomycetes; Boletales; Suillaceae.